Molecule: messenger RNA, 1398 nt
Organism: Penaeus monodon (black tiger shrimp)
Lineage: Eukaryota; Metazoa; Arthropoda; Malacostraca; Decapoda; Penaeidae
Product: achaete-scute complex protein T5-like
Exons: 1
Coding region: 498-1310 (270 amino acids)
Molecular function (GO): protein dimerization activity
Source: RefSeq, a predicted model, not a curated record
UCCACCGAGGGCAGACGGCUGUGGCGAAGCAGGAGGUGCCUUCGUUGCUCACUUGUCCGACAGAGGUCUCGCUCCUCAAGUGCAAGCGUUGCCGGGAUCAAUAGAGAUAUUUAGCCGUCACUGAAUCGUCAUCAUUAGUUGAACGUGCCUUUGGAAAAGAAGGGCUAAUGAAUAUAUAUUUUCCCAUCAAGAACGUUUCCGUACGUUUAUCGCCUGUACACAUUUGGUAAUAUUCCAUAUUUGGUAGUAAGUCGAACAUCUGUGGCGGGGAAAGAGUCGCCGCCGCUGUGUCUUCACGGAAGGCUACUGCUUAUCCGAGACUAUUCUGUUCUUCCUUCCUUUAAUCCGGUUAUGAAAAGAGGCUAUUUUCCAUGACUGCUAUUCAAUCGUGUUGUGUUUUUCUUUUGGACGAAGUAAAACCGUACUGAAACUUCGUGCGCAAGAUUCAUAGAAAUUUCAAUGCAGACGAAGUAGUGAUCACACAUCCCUCUCAUGACAUGAUUGAUAUCAUCUCGUCCAAAAUGGAGGAGCACCGUCAGGAAGGAAAGAUUGGUGGAAACGGCAGCGUCGAAGGCAAGAAAGCGGGCAAUGCAAAGGAGAAGUAUGGCCUUCGUCCGCGGACCAUCAUCAAGAGACUACAGCAAGAGAAGAGUCGUCAGGAGGUUCCCAAACCACGGCCCGCGAGGUCGAAGUCACGGCCAGCGCCGUUGUCGAAGUACCGGAGGAAGACCGCCAACGCACGCGAACGCCACCGCAUGAAGGAAAUCAACAACGCGUUCGAAUCCCUCCGCAAGGUCCUCCCGGCGUUGGAAAUCCACACCAGUUCCUCGUCCAUGACCAAAAUCACGACGCUGCGCAUGGCAGUCGGUUACAUCCGGGCCCUAUCAGAGGUGCUGGAGGACGACGGCGAGGCCAACCUGCUCUCCCUCCAGACGACGAUACACCAGUCCAUCCACGACUCCCUCCAGCACUCCAUGCAGGUGGCGACGCCGUCGGCCGGGGACAUCUCCGUCCUGCAGCACGGGACUUCCAUGUCCUACUUCGCCCAGCAGUGCAUGCCGCACGUGAUGGAUUAUCGCCCCAGCUGUGGCCUCAUGUCGUCUUCUUCCGGCUCCUCUUUGGAUCUUCGAGGCUCGGUGAGCAGCGGGAGCGACCUGGAGGAGCUGCUCUCUGACGACUCGGUGCUGCUCGAGGACAACCUCGACGUCUUCCACGACAUCCAGACCUUCUGCGAAGGGGACCCUUUAGAAGUGAUCCUCGCGCCGGACAAAAUUCACCCGCAGACUUUCACACACGAAAUGUGCAACUAGAAACACACUGAAUGGUUGACUUUACUCUCGUGUGGAUAGAAUAGUGUUUGGCGAUUGUUUUUCUACGGAAACAAAACGCUCUUACAGA